UCCAUAUUUCCUGUACCGUUAAAUUGCUAAAACGUUUACUUGUUUGCGGUCAUAGGAUCAGGGCGUCGCAGUAUGCAGCCCCUAUACUGAGAAUGAUGGCUAUUUGGGGCGGAAUGGUUCCCUGUCUGUUGCUAGCUCUGUUCUGCAGGCUGUGCGGAGCUCAGGAGCCUGUCGAAACAGUGGACGGGAACGCGUUCUUGCCCCAGAGUGCACUGACUGACAUUGAGUUUGCCACUGUGAAUUCAUACCGUGGCCCGGGGAACAACGACUCUCGGAGUAACAAGGAGCUACCGAUCCUGCUGUGGUGGAGUGCCGGCUUGUUCCCACACUUUCCCGGAGACACGGAACGCAUCGACUGCGCCCGUUCAUCCUGCCUAGUCACACGCAAUCGCAAGGUGCAGCUUUACCGUCGCACGGCCUCCAUAAUCUUUUACGGAACAGAUUUUAGGGCAUAUGAAGCACCUCUACCACGACUGUCACACCAGACGUGGGCUCUGUUUCACGAGGAGUCGCCAAUGAAUAACUACGUCCUCUCUCACGGUCCGGGCAUUCGGCUCUUUAACUACACGGCUACUUUCAGGCGUGAGUCCGACUACCCGCUGACUCUGCAGUGGCUCCCCUCGUUGGAGUACCUCUUGCACCCUCCUUCUGUGUCCAUAGCGGACAAGAACCGCUGGAGACGGGCGGGCUUGGCUCCGGUCCUCUACAUGCAGUCUCACUGCGACGUCCCGUCAGACAGAGACCGUUACGUGCAAGAGCUUAUGAAGUACAUACAGGUGGACUCAUAUGGAAAGUGUCUAAAUAACAAGCCGUUGCCUAAGCACCUGGAAGACACCAGCACGGCCACUGGAGAAGAGCGCCCCUUCAUGAACUUUGUGGCGCGGUAUAAGUUCCACCUGGCCCUGGAGAACGGAAUUUGUCCAGACUACAUGACCGAGAAGCUGUGGAGGCCCCUGCACCAGGGCUGUGUGCCCAUCUACAGAGGAUCUUCUUCAGCGGCUGAUUGGCUUCCCAACGACCACUCUGCGAUCCUCGUCGAUAAUUUCUCCUCCCCUCGGGAACUUGCCGACUACAUUAAAGCUCUGGACGAAAACGACGAGCGGUACGCCCGUUACCUGGAGUUCAAAACGCCCAGAAAGAUCACCAACGUGCGCCUCCUGGACGAGCUGCAGACCAGGGAGUGGGGCGUCAACGACAUGAGUAAACCCAAUUAUCUGAACGGCUUUGAGUGUUUCGUGUGCGACCACGAAAACGAACGUCUGGCCGCGGAGAGAGCACACAGACGAAAUCCGGGACAACAUCCGCGCCCUCUGCCCAAGAUGGCGAAUAAUUCUCACAUGGGGUGCCCUCUACCCAGCCCUGGUUACGGAGCCAUAGAGAACAUUGACCCGAAUGAUAGCUGGCUCCAGAUGUGGCCACAGGAUUACUGGCAGAGUCUGGACCAGGCAGAGGGUUUGGAAUCAAUGCUGAGACACAACGAGUCUGACCCCGGCCGGCUGUGGCACCACAUCCAGGACAUGGCAGUGAGGAGAGCCAGAGGCCAAUGACAGAACCAGA
Chanos chanos (milkfish) is the source of this 1557-nucleotide messenger RNA. RefSeq names its product protein O-fucosyltransferase 4 (gene pofut4). Lineage: Eukaryota; Metazoa; Chordata; Actinopteri; Gonorynchiformes; Chanidae. The record is from RefSeq and is a predicted model, not a curated record. The transcript has 4 exons. Gene Ontology annotation, cellular component: Golgi membrane. Gene Ontology annotation, molecular function: alpha-(1->3)-fucosyltransferase activity. Bases 93 to 1547 code for a protein of 484 amino acids.